Messenger RNA from Balaenoptera acutorostrata (minke whale), 2183 nucleotides. It is a transcript of the gene SIX1, whose product is annotated as SIX homeobox 1. Gene Ontology annotation, biological process: regulation of transcription by RNA polymerase II. The record is from RefSeq and is a predicted model, not a curated record. The transcript has 2 exons. NCBI's taxonomy places the organism in Eukaryota, Metazoa, Chordata, Mammalia, Artiodactyla, Balaenopteridae. Gene Ontology annotation, molecular function: DNA-binding transcription factor activity, RNA polymerase II-specific; RNA polymerase II cis-regulatory region sequence-specific DNA binding. Gene Ontology annotation, cellular component: transcription regulator complex; nucleus. Bases 313 to 1167 code for a protein of 284 amino acids.
AGGCAGCUGCGGGGAGAACAGAAACCAAGUUCCCCGGCAACAAGCAGCAUCCACCCGGCGGGAGGCCGGAGCCAGCGAGGCCCGAAAAGCUGCGGAGUGAGCCGGACGCUCCUUGUCCAGCGCGCGUCCUACUUCUCCUCCACUAACUCGGCCGCCCGUCCCCAAGCCUCGACUCGCUUUUUAGCCUUCGCAAAGCCUAGGGAGGGGGUUAGGAGCAGCCGCGCCCCCCUCCCUGCGGCUGCCUCCUCCUGCUUUUUCGGCUUUGCUCCCUGCCGCGUGCGCCAGGGCAGUGCGCCCCGGCAGGCCCCAGCCAUGUCGAUGCUGCCAUCGUUCGGCUUCACGCAGGAGCAAGUGGCGUGCGUAUGCGAGGUUUUGCAGCAAGGCGGGAACCUGGAGCGCCUGGGCAGGUUCCUGUGGUCGCUGCCCGCCUGCGACCACCUGCACAAGAACGAAAGCGUGCUCAAGGCCAAGGCCGUGGUCGCCUUCCACCGCGGCAACUUCCGCGAGCUCUACAAGAUCCUGGAGAGCCACCAGUUCUCGCCUCACAACCACCCCAAGCUGCAACAACUGUGGCUGAAGGCGCACUACGUGGAGGCCGAGAAGUUGCGCGGCCGGCCCCUGGGCGCGGUGGGCAAAUAUCGGGUGCGCCGAAAAUUCCCGUUGCCGCGCACCAUCUGGGACGGUGAAGAGACCAGCUACUGCUUCAAGGAGAAGUCGCGGGGCGUGCUGCGGGAGUGGUACGCGCAUAACCCCUACCCCUCGCCGCGUGAGAAGCGGGAGCUGGCCGAGGCCACCGGCCUCACCACCACCCAAGUCAGCAACUGGUUUAAGAACCGGAGGCAAAGAGACCGGGCCGCCGAGGCCAAGGAAAGGGAGAACACUGAAAACAAUAACUCCUCCUCCAACAAGCAGAAUCAACUCUCUCCUCUGGAAGGGGGCAAGCCGCUCAUGUCCAGCUCAGAAGAAGAAUUCUCACCUCCCCAAAGUCCAGACCAGAACUCGGUCCUUCUGCUGCAGGGCAAUAUGAGCCACGCCAGGAGCUCAAACUAUUCUCUCCCAGGUUUAACCGCCUCUCAGCCCACCCACGGCCUGCAAGCCCACCAGCAUCAGCUCCAGGACUCUCUGCUGGGCCCCCUCACCUCCAGUCUGGUGGACUUGGGGUCCUAAGGGGGAGGGAUUGGGGCCCCGAAGCAGCGACUAGGGACACUUGUAAAUAGAAAUCAGGAACAUUUUUGCAGCUUGUUUCUGGGGUUCUUUGCGCAUAAAGGAAUGGUGGACUUUCACAAAUAUCUUUUUUAAAAUUCAAACCCAACAGCGAUCUCAAGCUUAGUGCCCUCUUCUCUCCAACUCUUUCCACUUUUGCAUUAUUUUCCCUCCCAGUGUGGAGAUCAGGGAAAAGAAAAAAAAAAAAACCCAAACAAACAAAAACAUCCAGUCACCCAGUCUUGGUUCUGGGCAACCCGUGUUCCUGCUCCAGUAGCCUUUCUUUUUUCUUUUUCUUUUUUUUUUUUCAAUCAAUGGAAAUUACAAAUCAACUGGAUUUUAAUUAUUUCAUUUUAAUUUAUUUAUGGAAAAAUGUUUUGAGAAGAGGAAAAGGAAAUGAAAAUGAGAGAGAGAGAGAGAGGAGAUCAAAACAGUGAAAAGAUCCUCCAGUCUGGGAGGAACUGGUUGCAUUCUUAAGGUGAAUAGGAAAAAUACGAUCUUAUAACUUUUUUUUGAUGGGGAAAAUUAAGUUUACAUUUUCAUAUUUAGUGUUAAACAAUUUUAUGUAGAUUAAAAUGAAAGAACAGUAUUAGGGGAAAAAACAAGUGCCUAAAUGUCUUAAUGCUGUCUAUGUGAGGCAGUUAGAAAUAGAAGUGACCAUUAGUAAUACAAAUACUUUUGUCAAAUUUAGUGGGGGUUUUUGGUUGUUGUUUGUUUUCUUGGGUUUUUUUUUAUGGCAAACUUUAAAAAUGUACCAGUGUGAAAAAACACUUUCCUGAAUGCCAUUACUUCUCAUGCCCUUGAAGCUUUCUUAUCUGUAGCCUACUCCUGUUAAGGGUUUCUCCUGUUCCUAGUUUCUAGCUUGCAAAAAUACGUAACAAAUCUAGCAACCUGGUAUUUGUUACUAAAACAGCAUGUGUUUUCAGGUUUCUUUUCUAUUGUACCUAAACCAGUCUAAAUUAAAACUUAGUAGAACACCA